This is a messenger RNA of Penicillium lagena, 1347 nucleotides long. RefSeq lists its product as uncharacterized. The transcript is spliced from 6 exons. The coding region runs from base 1 to 1347 and encodes 448 amino acids. Gene Ontology annotation, molecular function: antioxidant activity; oxidoreductase activity. The record is from RefSeq and is a predicted model, not a curated record. NCBI's taxonomy places the organism in Eukaryota, Fungi, Ascomycota, Eurotiomycetes, Eurotiales, Aspergillaceae.
AUGGUCGAACUCCGAAAACGCAAGGCCCCUGCGCCGCCCCCCGUGCCUGACAAGAGAAGCAAGCCUGCCAAGCCGACCCCAAAACCCAAGCCGGCUGAGACAGACCAGACCCCCGCGUCUCCAGCCCCUAAUGUGGAUGACACGAUCGAUCUGGAGACUUUUGGCGGCGAGGUCGAGACCAACGACGGCACCAAGACCACUCUGAAGCAACUGGUGGCGGAUAGCGAAUCGGGUGUGGUCCUGUUCACCUACCCGAAGGCCUCAACUCCGGGCUGCACCAAGCAAGCGUGCAUGUUCCGCGACAACUACAAGCACCUGACCUCGACAGGGCUGGCCAUCUAUGGGCUGUCGACCGACUCGCCCAAGGCCAACACCACCUUCCAAACCAAGCAAACUCUGCCCUAUCCGCUGCUCUGCGACACCCGCGCCACCCUAAUUGCAGCCAUUGGGUUUAAGAAAGCCCCUAAGGGCACGACUCGUGGAGUCUUUGCCAUGAAUAAGAAGGGCAAGGUGCUGCUGCGUGAAGCGGGCGGUCCGGAUGCAACCGUGGAUGCAGUGCAGAAGCUGGUGGCCAGCGGCAAGUGUAAUCCAUCGAAUCGGAGAUACCAUUGUUCCGCUCCGGACGCACUCCCGUUCCAACACCUCCACGGACUCUCGAAGACUCCCAGACCUCAAACACUGGGACAGACUCUCGCCAUUUCAGGAGAGUUCAAUGUGCUGACUUCCUCGGUCCCAGUCAGAGUCUUUCCAUUCAUCAUGGCUCGCGAUGUCCUGAAAGCCGCCAAGUCGGCAUCGCACGUCGUGUCCGUUGCUCAGAAAUACACCGUCCCGUCCACCGGCGUCUGGGAGCGGAUUCGUCGGGCGCUCGCCAUCGACCCCAACCGCUCAUCCGGUGUCCCAUUGAACUCGCAGUACCGUCUGCCCACCCCAGGAUCUCUGCCCCCUCUGGCCUAUGAUGACCCCGUCACCCUUCUGGCCGCUGACAUUGCCGACAACCCUUACUGGAAGCGCGACACCCGGAGGAACUACCCCCGUCUGAGCACAGUGAAGCAGGCCGAUGCUGUGGGUCUUCUCACGGUCGGAAGCCAGGCAGCCCCCAAGGAUAAUGUCUUGAAAAUCGGAGAGGCCGGGGAGAAGCAAUUGGUCGCCGUCAAGGAAGAGGGUGAGGAGCGCGGUCUGGCCGCCCUGUUUGAGAAAGAUAAGAACAGCAUCCAGGGUGUUUUGGGAGCCAGUGGCCUGCCCCCAACUCCCUGCAACCUGAAUUCUUCCUCACAACCCAAGUCCAAGUACGAGAUCAAUUCGGAUCAGGGCUACCCCGAAGUGUACCCCUGCCGCACGUUUGUUUGA